AGUUCAAACUCCCAUGCUCCUGCCAGCUCUGGGUGGGUGGGUGGGUGUUCUUCCAAGCUGCCAUCCAUGGCUCCUCUCAUCUUCCUCCUCCUACUCAGCCAAGUCCUUGUCUGCACAGCCGUUGAUAUCAUCAACUCCACCUCACCGUUGUCUGGGACGACACACAGGAUUGUAUCCCAGGGCAAGAAAUUCACCUUGGGAUUCUACUCCCCGACACAAGGUAACACCACCUCUUCCAGCUCCAACACCUACUACAUAGCCAUAUGGUACAGCGACAUACUGCCGGUGACGACGGUGUGGACGGCGACCACCGACGUGCCGGUUUCCGACCCGACCAGAGCCGCCUUGGCCAUGGGCAGCGAUGGCAACCUUGUCCUCUUUGACCAAUACAGGAACAGGGAGCUGUGGUCGACCAACGUGAGCGUACCCUCCAACUCCACCAUGGCCAUCAUCAGGGACACCGGUAGCCUCGACCUCACCGACGCCUCGAAUUCAUCCAUAAUUUAUUGGCGGAGCAUAGACCAUCCAACAAACACCUGGCUUCCAGGGGGGAAGCUCGGGCUGAACAAGAUCACCGGCGUGAGCCAGAGGCUUGUUCCUUGGAAGAACACGGCAGACCCAUCUCCAGGGCUGUUCACGCUGGAGCUGGACCCAAACGGCACGCCACAGCUUUUCAUCCAGUGGAAUCUGUCCAUAACCUACUGGUCCAGUGGCCCUUGGAACGGCCAUAACUUUAGCCUUGCACCGGAGAUGACAGUCGGUUUCACAUUCGACUUCCCAUUCAUCAACAACGACACUGAAGGCUACCUCUUCUACUCGCUGAGGGAUGACUCGGUCAUCUCGCGGUUCAUCAUCGACGUGGGCGGGCAGAUCAAGCAUCUGUCAUGGGUGGAUUCCUCACAGCAGUGGAUGUUAGUCUGGGCCCAGCCACCGAUCCAGUGCGAGGUCUACGCGCUCUGUGGGGCAUACGGCAGCUGCAACCUCAAUGCCUUGACGCACUGCAGCUGUGUCAAGGGGUUCAGCCAGAAGGUUCAGAGUGACUGGGACCUCCAGGAUUACAGCGGCGGGUGCAAGAGGAACACGCCAUUGCAUUGCCAGACCAACUCGACUUCUGCACAUGCACAGACUCAUCAGUCUGACAAGUUCUAUGUCAUGGAAGAUGUGUUGCUACCUGAUAACGCUCAGGGUGCAGUGGCUACAAGCUCUCACGAAUGUCAGGUGGUGUGUCUGGAUAGCUGCUCUUGCACCGCUUACACUUACAAUCACACUGGGUGCUUCAUUUGGCACGGGGACCUCGUUAACCUCCGAGAGCAGUACAGGGGAAAUGGAGGAGGCGAUCUCCUCCUCAGGCUCGCAGCAUCCGAGCUGGCAGACCCAAAAAAGCCCAAGAUGGUGAUCAUUGGUGUAGCUGCUGGUGUAGGCUUGAUAAUGCUUGCAAUGUUCUUCCGAUAUCAGAAAUGCUGCCGAGACAGAAGAAGGCAUUGGGUAUCCGAGAAUGCUGGGAUGAUAGCCGCACCGACUGGCUUCAGGUACAAUGAUCUAUUGGACGAUAUUCAAAUUGCUACGAAUGACUUCGGCAAAGGAAAUAUGCUUGGUGCAGGAGGUUUUGGUAUGGUUCAUAAGGGAGUCCUACCUGACGGUAAACAAAUAGCAGUAAAAAGGCUAUGCCAGAGUUCCAAGCAAGGGAUAGGGGAGUGGAAAAGUGAACUUGUCCUGGUUGCUAAGCUUCGCCACAGGAAUCUUGUGAGCCUCAUUGGCAUUUGUUUGGAAGAACAAGAGAAAAUACUUGUGUAUGAAUUUAUGCCCAACAGAAGCCUUGAUACCAUUCUUUUUGAUUCGGAGAAAUGUAAGGACCUAGAUUGGGGAAGGAGAUUCAAGAUUAUCAACGGAGUUGCUAGGGGAUUACAAUAUCUCCACGAAGAUUCUCAGCUGAAGAUAGUUCACCGGGACCUGAAAGCAAGCAACAUCCUGUUGGACUUUGAUUACAACCCUAAGAUUUCUGACUUCGGCCUAGCAAAGAUAUUUGGAGGGGAUCAAUCAGAAGAUGUCACCAGCCGUAUCGCUGGAACAUACGGAUACAUGUCGCCUGAAUACGCCAUGCAUGGUCAGUACUCAACAAAGUCGGAUGCGUUCAGCUUCGGUGUUUUGGUUUUAGAGAUCGUCACAGGAAGAAGAAACAGUGGCUCCUGCACCUCCGAGAAAUACGUUUACCUCGUAAACCUUGUAUGGGAGCACUGGGUCAGGGGAAAUGUCAUCGAGCUGAUCGACGCAUCGCUUAGCAGGCAUCCUUCUCCCACUGAACAGAACAGGCCUAAAGACAGGCCGACAAUGUCGUCGGUAAACGUCAUGCUUAGCAGCCACAAUGUUCGUCUCCCUCCUGUUUCCAUGCCGGCCUUCUGUGACGGGUUGAACGGGUGCAGUGAUAAUUCAGAAGCGGCGUCCUCAAAUGGGGUAACCAUGACAAGGCUCGACCCAAGAUGAGCCUUGGAGCAGUCGCUGAGCCAGUUUGGACUAGUGUUAAUUUACAGUCUGUUUA
Messenger RNA from Triticum dicoccoides, 2536 nucleotides. RefSeq names its product putative G-type lectin S-receptor-like serine/threonine-protein kinase At1g61610. NCBI's taxonomy places the organism in Eukaryota, Viridiplantae, Streptophyta, Magnoliopsida, Poales, Poaceae. Gene Ontology annotation, biological process: recognition of pollen; protein phosphorylation. The coding region runs from base 67 to 2481 and encodes 804 amino acids. The transcript has 7 exons. Gene Ontology annotation, cellular component: plasma membrane. Gene Ontology annotation, molecular function: ATP binding; protein serine/threonine kinase activity. The record is from RefSeq and is a predicted model, not a curated record.